AUGGCUCCCAUCAAACGAAAGGCGCAGACUGAGGAGCGCGAUGUGAAGCGCUCCAAGGCUGACAGCUCAGCUGCUGCAUCAGCCAAGAAGAGACAACCUCCGGAGACCAAGGAACAGGGCGACAGGAACCCCGUCAAGGCCUCGAUCCUCUCGCAAGAAGAUCGUGCUUUCCCUCGUGGUGGUGCCAGUGUCUUGACCCCUCUGGAGCACAAGCAGAUCAAGAUUCAGGCCGAACGCGACGUUCUUUUCGAGCAGGCUGGAGGAAAGAAGCAAAAGUCUGACCAAUUCUCCGACGACGACGACGACGAUGAGAAUGCCGCUGCUGGCGCCGACUCUGGCGCUGCCCCCAGGAAGAAGAGAAAGACAAAGGCCGACAAGAGGGCUGCCAAACAAGCCGAAGACGACAAGCCUACCAUCAAGAUCCACGGUCUGAGUUACAAGAACAUUGCUGUUGGCACUCUAGUACUGGGCCAGGUCACCGACAUCACAUCGCGCGAUGUCGCUCUUGCUCUGCCCAACAACCUCACAGGAUUCAUCCCCUUGACGGCAAUCUCGGAAAAGGUCAAUCAGAAGAUCGAGGCCCUGCUGGCUCAGGCCGACGAGGAUGUCAAGGACGAGAGCGAAGACGAAGACGACGACCUCGACCUCAGGUCACUGUUCCACGUUGGUCAGUGGCUCCGAGCCAUUGUUACCUCGACCGCCGACGAGAUGGCUGUCAAUGGCUUGCGCAAAUCGAAAAAGAGAAUCGAACUCUCCGUCGACCCGAAGCAAGCAAACGUUGGUCUUGAUACCUCAAAUCUCCCGGUUCACUCGACUCUGCAAGCCUCGGUACGCAGUGUGGAAGACCACGGUCUGGUCAUGGAUUUGGGACUGGACGACGAGUCGGUCAGAGGUUUCGUGUCCAAGAAAGAGCUAGGAAAGGUUUUCGACAUCUCCAAGAUUCACGAGGGCCAGGUCAUGCUUUGUGUAGUCACUGGCAAGGCCUCAGACAACAAGGUCAUCAAGCUGGCUCCCGAUUUCACAAAGAUAGGCGACAUCAACAAGCACUGUCUAUCAGACGCCCCCACGAUUGAUGCUUUCCUGCCCGGUACCGCUGUCGAAGUCCUGGUCACUGAGUCAAGCCGUGGAGGUAUUGCCACAAAGAUCAUGGGUAUGCUCGAUGCGACGGCGGAUGUCAUUCACUCGGGCGCCGGUGCCCGCGUAGACGACGUGUCCAAGAAGUACAAGAUUGGCUCAAAAGUCAAGGCUCGUGUCAUCUGCACUUUCCACUCCGCCGAGACCAAGAAGAUCGGUAUCUCCUUCCUUGACCACGUCAAGACUUUCAAGGCGUUUGCUCUUGGUAGCGAAAAGAAGGCCGACAAGAUUGGUCCUUCUUCAAUAGUCGAGGAUGCUCAGGUCGUGCAUGUCGAGCCUGCAAUGGGUCUUUUCCUCAAGCUCACCGGCUCUUCAAACCCUGGUUUUGCUCACAUCUCCAGAAUUUCUGAGAAGAAGAUCGACACACUUUCCGAGACCAUCGGCCAAUACAAACUCGAAUCCACUCACCGCGCCAGAAUCCUUGGUUUCAACCCUGUUGAUGCCGUCUACAACGUUUCUCUUGAGCAGAAGAUUCUGGACCAGCCUUUCUUGCGCAUUGAGGAUGUCGAGGUUGGCCAAGUCGUCAAGGCGACUGUCAUGAAGAUCAUUCUAGGAGUAAAGGGCGUUACUGGUGUCCUCGUUCAGCUUGCCGACGGCAUUGAUGGUCUUGUUCCCGAGGCGCACAUGGCCGACGUAAAGCUGCAACAUCCCGAGAAGAAGUUCAGAGAAGGUUUCCCUGUCACCGCACGUGUUCUUACUGUCGACCCCGAGAAGAACCAGAUCCGCUUGACCCUCAAGAAGACUCUGGUCAACGCUGACGCUAAGAUUUGGAAGUCAUACGAGGACAUCAACGUUGGAGACGAAGCACCUGGUACUAUUAUUAACAUCAAGCCCAAUGGUGCUGUUGUUCAAUUCUACGGCAAGGUUAGAGCAUGGCUCCCUGUGGCUGAGAUGAGCGAGGCAUAUAUUUCGGACCCCUCCCAACACUUCAGACAAGGUCAAACUGUCAUGGUACACGCCAUUUCUGUUGAUGCAGAGGCCAACGAGCUCAAGGUUUCUUGCAAGGAUGCUUCUGCUUUCGGCAAGGACGAAGAGUCUGCCUGGAGCAACCUGAAGGAGGGCCAGUUGAUCAACGCAUCCGUCACCGAGGUCACUGGUGAGAGCGUCAUGCUUGAUUUGGAAGGUUCAAACCUCAAGGGCACGCUCCGCCUGACCCAUCUUACCGAUGGAUCGGAGGCAAAGAACAAGUCUACUCUGAAGCAGAUCAGAGUCGGCCAGAAGCUGAACGAGCUUGUCGUGCUGGAGAAGCUGGACAGAAGACAUCUGGUUGUUUUGAGUAACAAGCCUAGCUUAGUCAAGGCCGCCAACUCCAAGUCCCUGGUCAGUGAUUUCAAGAGCCUAGCACAAGGCCAGGAGAUCAGCGGUUUCGUGCGUAACAUCACACCCGAUGGUGUGUUCGUUGAGUUCGCCGCCGGUCUUGUUGGUUUCAUGCCCAAGACCCAGAUCACACAAGAGAAGCUUGCGUUGCCUGCAUUCGGUCUGCGCAAGGAUCAAUCCAUCUCCGCUAGAGUUCUGUCUGUCAACAACGACUCUAAGCGCUUCGUUCUCACUAUCCGCCCUGAAGAGAAGAAGGUGGAGAAGCUUCAAGCCGCUGUUGACACCACUGUCACCAACCCUGUGGAUGGAGUCUCUGCUUCCCUCACUGACUUCACACUGGGCAAGGAGACUCAGGCACGCAUCGUUUCCAUCAAGGACACUCAGCUCAAUGUCUUGCUCGCCGACAACAUUCAAGGUCGCAUCGACGUAUCUGAAGUGUUCAACAGCUGGGAAGACAUCAAGGACAGAAAGAAGCCCCUGCAAAAAUUCAAGGCCAAGCAGGUCCUUCCCGUCAAGGUGCUUGGUAUCCACGAUGCUCGCAACCACCGUUUCCUGCCUAUUACUCACCGCCACUCUCGUGUCCCCGUUCUUGAGCUUACUGCUAAGACUAACACUACACUGAAGUCAGAGUCUGAUAUUUUGACUCUUGAUCAGGUCAAGGUUGACUCUACCUGGAUUGCUUACGUCAACAACAUUGGUGACAAGUGCUUGUGGGCUAACUUGUCUCCCAACGUCCGUGGUCGCAUUGACCUGCUUGAUGUUUCUGACGACGUUUCCCUGCUUCAGGAUAUCCCCAAGAACUUCCCUGUUGGCUCUGCUAUCCGUGUCAAGGUCAAGAGCGUCGACGCUGCUGCCAACCGUCUGGAUCUUGUUGCCGCUUCUGCUGCCUCAUCAGCUCCUGUCACUCUCAAGACCCUUACUGAUGGCCAAAUCCUCGCCGGAAAGGUUACCAAGGUCAGCGAGCGUAACGUUAUCGUCCAGCUCAGCGACUCAGUUUCUGGUAUUGUCACCCUGACCGAGUUGUCUGAUGACUUCACAGAGGCCAACCCUACCACACACAGCAGAGGCGACAUUGUUCGUGUCUGCCGUGUCUACCUCAGCAUGCGCCCCUCCAAGGUCCUCAGUUCGGCACUGCCCGUCGAGGACCGUCAAAUCACCUCUAUUCCUCAAUUGGUCGUCAACGAUGUCGUCCGUGGUUUCGUCAAGGCUGUUACUGAGAAGGGUGUCAUCGUCAACCUCGGCCCCCGUGUCGAUGCUUUCGUCCGUAUCUCUGAUCUGUCAGACCAGUUCGUAAAGGACUGGAAGUCAGCAGUCGAGAUCGACCAGCUCGUCAAGGGUAAGAUUUUGCAGGUCGAUGCAAACCUCAAUCACGUCCAGAUGAGUCUGAAGCAGUCUCAUGUCGACAAGGACUACGUCCCCGCCAACUCUUUCGCCGACCUCAAGGUUGGUCAGUUUGUCACCGGUAAGGUGAGAAAGGUUGAGGACUUUGGUGUCUUUAUUGACAUCGACAACACCAUUCCUCGUGUCAGUGGUCUGUGUCACAAGAGUCAGAUUGCCGAUUCUGCUGUGGAAGAUGUCAAGAAGCUUUACGAUGCUGGUGAUCUUGUCAAGGCCAAGGUCUUGCACAUCGAUACCGAGAAGCGUCGCAUCAGUUUCGGUUUGAAGGCUUCGUACUUCAAAGAUCUCGAUGGCGAUGAGGAGAUGGAAGAUGACGAUGAGGAUGAAGAGUCUGAUGGCGAGGGCGUUGCUCUUGAUGACGAUGCUUCCGAAUCCGAUGACGGUGUUGACAUUGACAUGUCCAAUGUACAAGACAUGGAGAGUGAUGAAGAAGCUGCGUCCGACGAGGAGAUGAGUGAAAACGACGCACCUGCCACCCGCAAAUCCAUCCUCGGCGGUCUUACCACUUCCGGUUUCGACUGGAGUGGUGCUUCUGCUCUUGACAAUGACGGUGCCAUUUCAGACGCUGAAGAAGCAUCGGCACCGCUCAAGAAGCGUAAGCGCAAGGCCGCUAUCCAAGUCGACCAGACUGGCGACCUCGACGCCAAUGGUCCUCAGUCCGUCGCUGACUUUGAACGUAUGCUGUUGACAUCUCCAUCCGACUCCUCGCUCUGGAUCCAAUACAUGGCCUUCCAGCUCGGCCUCUCAGAAGUCCAGAAGGCGCGCGACAUUGGUCAACGUGCCCUUCGCACAAUCCACCUCCGCGAGCAAGAUGAGAAGCAAAACAUCUGGGUUGCCCUGCUCAACUUGGAGGUCGCCUACGGUGAUGCCGACUCAGUAGACGCCACCUUCAAGGAUGCCUGCAAGGUCCAAGACAGCUUCGCCAUGCACGAAAAGCUCGCCGCCAUCUACACAUCCUCGGGCGACUUCCGCGCCGCCGAGAAGAUCUUCGACGCAAUGGCAUCUACAAAGUCGUUCCGUCCUAACCCCAACCUCUGGCUCAACUACGCAACCUUCCUCUUCGAGAAACGCGACGCUGCCUCUCAAGCCCGCGCCCUUCUGCCCCGCGCACUGCAGUCGGUCGCCUCCCACGACCACCGCAACCUCACUGCCAAAUUCGCAGCUCUCGAGUUCCGCACGUCCACUGGCGAGCCCGAGCGCGCACGCACAAUUUUCGAGUCCAUGCUCACACAAUGGACGAAAUGGACACAAGGCUGGGACAUGUGGUGCGAUCUCGAACGCAGCCUCGCCAAGCAAACCGGCAAGUCUGAAGACGUGGAACGUGUCCGCGGCCUGUUUGAGCGCAUGGCCAAUGGCAAGAUGAAGAAGCGUCGUGCGAGAUUUGUCUUCAAGCGCUGGUUGGAAUUUGAAGAAGAGUUGGGCGAUGCCAAACAUGUUGAAGCCGUCAAAGCCAGAGCCAAGGCCUUUGUCGAGAAGAUGCAGAAUGGAGAUGACGAGGAGAUGGAAGAGUAG
This is a messenger RNA of Aureobasidium vineae, 5361 nucleotides long. The record is from the annotation of a GenBank genome assembly. NCBI's taxonomy places the organism in Eukaryota, Fungi, Ascomycota, Dothideomycetes, Dothideales, Saccotheciaceae.